AUGUUAUUUCAGGUAACUGCCGCUCUACGUGUUACUGAUGGUGCGCUGGUGGUUGUUGACUGUGUUUCGGGCGUGUGCGUGCAGACGGAGACUGUGUUGCGUCAGGCAAUUGCGGAGCGCAUCAAGCCAGUGCUAUUCAUGAACAAGAUGGAUCGCGCUUUGCUCGAACUGCAGCUCGGAGCGGAGGAGCUCUUCCAGACCUUCCAGCGCAUUGUGGAGAACAUUAACGUGAUCAUAGCCACCUACGGUGACGAUGAUGGCCCGAUGGGGCCGAUUAUGGUCGAUCCAGCGAUUGGCAAUGUUGGCUUUGGCUCGGGCUUGCACGGUUGGGCUUUCACACUGAAACAGUUCGCCGAGAUAUACGCCGAGAAAUUCGGAGUUCAGGUCGACAAACUUAUGCGUAAUUUGUGGGGUGAUCGUUUCUUCAACCUUAAAACGAAGAAGUGGUCUUCAUCACAGGACGCGGACAGCAAGCGCGGAUUUGUCCAGUUUGUGCUGGACCCCAUCUUCAAGGUCUUCGAUGCCGUCAUGAACGUGAAAAAAGAUGAGACGGCGAAGCUGCUUGAAAAGCUCAACAUCAAACUUGCGCAUGAUGAAAAAGAUUUGGAGGGAAAACCACUCAUGAAGGUGAUGAUGCGUAAAUGGUUGCCAGCGGGUGAUACGAUGCUUCAAAUGAUCUGCAUCCACCUGCCGUCUCCCGUAACUGCUCAAAAGUAUAGGAUGGAAAUGUUGUAUGAAGGUCCACACGAUGACGAGGCCGCUGUAGCAAUAAAGAAUUGUGAUCCGCGUGGCCCGCUGAUGAUGUACGUGUCAAAAAUGGUGCCCACGUCGGACAAGGGACGAUUCUAUGCCUUCGGACGUGUUUUCUCGGGAAAAGUGGCGACUGGUAUGAAAGCCAGGAUCCAAGGACCAAAUUAUGUGCCAGGAAAGAAGGAGGAUUUGUACGAGAAAACCAUACAGCGUACCAUUUUGAUGAUGGGCCGGUAUGUGGAGCCAAUUGAGGACAUCCCGUCGGGCAAUAUUGCCGGUCUUGUUGGCGUUGAUCAAUAUUUGGUGAAAGGUGGCACUAUCACAACGUUUAAAGAUGCUCAUAAUCUUCGCGUUAUGAAAUUCUCAGUGUCACCGGUCGUACGUGUUGCCGUGGAGCCGAAGAAUGCAGGCGACCUUCCAAAGCUUGUGAGUUUUUUUUUUGCAAAUUUUAAACUGCUCCCUCACCUACUCACAGCUUUUGACUGCAAAAAUUAUGCUGUUUCUUGUUGCAGGUGGAAGGACUGA
Gongylonema pulchrum is the source of this 1275-nucleotide messenger RNA. The record is from the annotation of a GenBank genome assembly. NCBI's taxonomy places the organism in Eukaryota, Metazoa, Nematoda, Chromadorea, Rhabditida, Gongylonematidae.